AUGCCCGAGCAAGAUGAAUUUACCGACAGCACAGACUGGCUUCCCACGCCGCUCGCCGCCCUUGCCCCGCUUGACUCGUCCCUGCGCUGUCAAGUCUGCAAGGACUUCUUCACCACGCCCAUGAUGACGAGCUGUUCGCACACUUUCUGCAGCCUGUGUAUACGACGGUACCUGUCGCAGGAAGGCCGAUGUCCCGCAUGCAGGGAAUCUGAUCAGGAGAUCAAACUGCGGAGGAAUUGGGCCGUGGAGGAGUUGGUCGCGAAUUUCACGGCGGCUCGGAAAGGUAUCUUGACCUUUGCCACUGCUGCCACCGUCGUCGAGGAAGCCCAGCAGCAGCAACAGCAGCAGCAGCGAGAUGGGGCAGAGGAGCAGAGACCCAGCAAGAGGCGGAAGGUGGAUGUGGCGCCCGCAACAACAAACGGCCUGGGUAGGCGAAGUACUCGGAGUCAGAGUCGGAAGAGCCAACAACAUGCACCCGUCCCAGCGGCGGCACAAGAAGUCAUCAUUGGUGACAGCGAAGAUGAUGAAGAGGGGAGUGUGUUUGAGGAUCCAGAGGACAAAAUCCAAAGCCCACAUUUUGCUCCUGCCAAUGGCACCACACAGUCCCACGAAGGCCUAGUCGAAUGUCCCUGUUGCGGCCGGCGCGUGAAAGAGGCACUCAUAAACUCCCAUCUCGACCGGUGCAUACAAGGCGACAGCUCUACACCCAUCGAUACCGGUGCCUCCUCAUCUUCUCCCGCCCCGUCCAACGGUCGCCCGGGCCAAGUCGCCCCACCAGGCACGAUCGCCUACUCUCAACGAAAGCCCGCGCUGCAGACCGAACGGCUACCAUUCAUCAAUUAUUCCCUCUUCAGCGAUGCUAAGCUCCGGCAAAAGCUGAAGGAACUCGGCAUUCCUAACCAUGGCUCCAAGGACCUCAUGCGCCGACGGCACACCGAGUGGGUGAACCUGUGGAACGCGAACUGCGACUCCACCACCCCUGACAGUAAACGCCAUUUGCUACGGGAACUCAAGGUAUGGGAGGAUACCCUGGGCCGUCAAUUGGAAAGACCGACCACAAACACGGGCUUCAUGGCCAAGGACUUUGAUCGCGGCACACAUCUCCGCGCUCAGAAGGGCAAUUUCGACGACCUGAUCAGGCAGGCUAGAGAGAGGGCGAAACUCAAUGCUGCGCAACGGUCAGAGGAGAAGGACACGACUUCCACGGUCGAGGACGAGACGACGACGCCCGAAGCGAUCUCAGAUACACGAAUCGAGCCGGUCAAUCUCAGGCCGCCUCAACCUCACCAUCCUUCCGAGUCAGACGCAACGUAUCCACACCGGACAGCCGACCAAGGGACCACCGCGGAAUUGGGCAUUGAAAACGCAACUGCAAGGCCCACGGAUGAGGCUCGAACAGAUCUGCCGGACGGCGGUGCUGUAGAGCCGGAAAUCGAUACCUCCACGCCACAAUCUUUGCGCGACCCUUCGGCAGAACCAUCAGCUCUCCAGAAUGGAAUGAGUACUGCGCCACGGACGCCUUCCAGACGCUUCUUCGUCUAA
Molecule: messenger RNA, 1542 nt
Organism: Cladophialophora carrionii CBS 160.54
Lineage: Eukaryota; Fungi; Ascomycota; Eurotiomycetes; Chaetothyriales; Herpotrichiellaceae
Product: DNA repair protein rad18
Exons: 1
Coding region: 1-1542 (513 amino acids)
Biological process (GO): protein monoubiquitination; DNA damage tolerance
Cellular component (GO): Rad6-Rad18 complex; nucleus
Molecular function (GO): ubiquitin protein ligase activity; single-stranded DNA binding
Source: RefSeq, a predicted model, not a curated record